Messenger RNA from Trichomonas vaginalis G3, 762 nucleotides. Its product is annotated as beta-lactamase family. The record is from RefSeq and is a predicted model, not a curated record. Bases 1 to 762 code for a protein of 253 amino acids. The transcript has a single exon. Lineage: Eukaryota; Parabasalia; Trichomonadida; Trichomonadidae.
AUGAGUCAUAUCCAAAAGUUACAAACAUUUGAAAUCAAAUAUGAUAAGGAUAAAAACCAAUUCACAUUCUUAAACCAACAUUUUGUUAAGUCCUUAGAUAACUUAUAUUCAAACAUUGAUAUGAAAAAUGAUAGUGCUGUAGGAACAUAUCACAUUAGUUUUGUUUAUGAAGAAAAUACAAGUGACAUCGAAGGAAUUUUCAUGGAAGGAAGUCCAAUGACAAAAGUUCCAAAAUCGGAAAUUUCAUUUAUUAAAUAUACUGUUGAUGUGAUAUAUGGAUUAGGUUUAUUCGCUUUAAUUGUUUGCAUUAUUUCAUUAACAAUUGUUUUAACACUUGUUUUCAAGAAGAAGGAUUUGAAGCCAUUGAAGUAUUUGAUUGUAUGUUCAGUCAUUAAUUUCUUAUGCAUUAUAGAGCCAGUUUUCUUAUUCGUUACAAAAUCAAUUAACAAUUUUGUUGACUUAGAAUGGAAGAUUCAAUUAUUAGUUUUCAUUAUUAUUGGAGUUUCUACAUUGAGAUUACUUUUUAGUGUAAUAUCCAUUGUUAUUGUUUGCGUGAUUAUUUAUGAUAAUUCUCUUGAAGGACCUAAAUCAAUUCAAUUUGAAACAGUUGAUUUGAUUAAUCCUAAAAACGAUGAAACUGGAAAUCAUCAGUUACCUGUUUGCAUACAGUAUGUUGCAUAUUCUUGCCCAUUUAUUACUCUUUUUGUCAGUGUUGUAUUAACUAUCUUGGGAAUGAUUUUGGGAUUAUAUAAAGUAAACUAA